Molecule: messenger RNA, 715 nt
Organism: Acaulospora colombiana
Lineage: Eukaryota; Fungi; Glomeromycota; Glomeromycetes; Diversisporales; Acaulosporaceae
Source: the annotation of a GenBank genome assembly
AUGAAGCUUAGCAGAAGCCUCUUUAUUCUCUCCAUUUUGAGUAUAUUGUGCAUAACGAUAGAAGCCGUAAAAAUCAAACCUAGAAAUAUUAUAAGAAAUCGGAGAGGCAUAUCCGAUUGUGAAACAAGCAUUAUUUACGUCACGGCGACUUCCGUCAAAACUAUUGAUUUCACGAAGACAUGCGUCGAAACUGACACCACUACUGUAACGGAUACCACUACGAAUACUAUUGAUGUCACAAAGACAUGCACUGUAACGGACACUAUUGAUGUCACGAAGACGUGCACUGUAACGGACACUAUUGAUGUCACGAAGACAUGCACUGUGACGGACACUAUUGAUGUCACGAAGACAUGCGUCGAAACUGACACCACUACGAAUACUAUUGAUGUCACAAAGACAUGCACUGUAACGGACACUAUUGAUGUCACUAAGACGUGCGUCGAAACUGACACCACCACGAGUACUAUUGUCGCCACGAAGACAUGUGUCGAAACCGACACCACUACUGUAACGGACACCACCACGAGUACUAUUGACGUCACGAAGACAUGCGUCGAAACCGAAAUCACUACUGUAACGGACACCACCACGAGUACUAUUGAUGUCACGAAGACAUGCACUGUAACGGACACUAUUGAUAUCACGAAGACAUGCACUGUAACGGACACUAUUGAUGUCACGAAGACAUGCGUCGAAACUGACACCACCACGA